AUGACGACGGACAGCGUGCUGUCGGUCGGGCUCGAGCCCGCGCCGGCGUACCUGCCGACGGGCUUCCCCUCGACGAUCGACGGGUACGAGGCGUUCCUGACGCUCAUCAUCGACGCGACGAAGGACAUCGUGCCGGCGUACAAAUUCAACCUCGCGUUCUUCGAGGCGCUGGGCUCGUCCGGGAUGGACCUGCUCCACCGCGUGCGGAUGAGCAUCCCCGAGGACGUGUUCGUGAUCGCGGACGCGAAGCGGGGCGACAUCGGCUCGACGGCCGAGCACUACGCGCGGGCGAUCUUCGACUACCUCAACGCGGACGCGGUGACGCUCAACCCGCUCAUGGGCCUGGACUCGGCGAUGCCGUUCCUGGUCUACGAGAACAAGCUGAACUACAUCCUCUGCCUCACGUCCAACCCCGGGUCGCGGGACUUCCUGGUCCCGAACGACCUGUAUCUGCGCAUCGCGCGGGCGGCGAGCGGGGACUGGAACAUGUACGGCAACACGGCGCUCGUCGUCGGGGCGACGAACGAGGGGCGCAUCGCGCAGAUCCGCGACGCGGCCCCGCGGGCCCAGUUCCUGAUGCCGGGCGUCGGCGCCCAGGGCGGCGAUUUGAAGCGGGCGGCGCGCGAGGCCCGCAUCACCGAGACCGACACCGAGGGCCCGGGCUUCCUGCUCCACGUGACGCGCGGGGUCCUGCCGAGCGAUACGGACACGGACGACCCGAUGAACGUCAUCCGCGCGAAAGUGCUCGAGCUCCAGAAGAAAGCGAACGAGAUCGACGAGUCGUUGCGUUCCUGCGGCGCGCUGAAGUCCGGCCAUUUCCUGCUCAGCUCGGGGCUGCACUCCGAUUCUUACUGCCAGUGCGCGGCGCUGUUCGAGCGGCCGCGCGUCGCGUCGAGGCUCGCGGAGAUCAUGGCGGGGAUGCUCGGGGGCGAGACCGAAGCGGACACCGUCCUCGCGCCGGCGCUGGGCGGGGUGCUGUGGGGCUACCAGCUCGCGCAGGCGAUGGGCCUGCGGACGAUCUUCGCGGAGCGCAAGACGGGCGAGCCCUUCGAGCUGCGGCGCGGGUUCACCCUCGCCCCGGGCGAGCGCGUGCUCCUCGCGGAGGACGUGAUCACCACCGGCAAGUCGGUCAGCGAGAUGGUCCCGCUCGUCGAGGCGGCGGGCGCCGAGGUCGUCGGCUACGCGACGGUCGCGGACCGGAGCAAGGGGGCGUUCGCCCCCGGGCCGCCGGUGUUCGCGCUCGUCGAACUCGACUUCGCGACGUACGAGGCGGAUGAUGUGCCCGAGUCGCUCGCGGCCAUCCCCAUCGAGAAGCCCGGGACGAGCACGGACGCGAUGUCGAUGAUCGAAGCCAAGCCGGGCGACACCCGCGCCACGGGCGUGCGCGCGGUGCUGGAACUCGAGGACGGGACGACGUACGAGGGCGUGAGCUUCGGCGCGGACGCGCCGUGCUCCGCCGAGAUCGUCUUCAACACGGGCAUGGUCGGGUACCCCGAGAUGCUGACCGACCCGUCGUACACCGGCGAGAUCAUCGUGAGCACGUACCCGAUGGUCGGGAACUACGGCGUGCCCGCGAUGGGCGAGGGGGCGCACGGCGUGCUCUCGCGGUUCGAGUCCGGGCGGAUCCACGCCGCGGGGCUCGUCGUGGCGCACUACUGCGACGAGCCGUCGCACUGGAACACGGAGCGGACGCUCGGGCAGUGGCUCCGCGACGAGGGGAUCCCGGGGAUCACCGGCAUCGACACGCGGGCGCUGACCAAGCGGCUCCGCGAGAAGGGCGCGAUGCUCGGCGUGAUGCGCUUCGAGGGGCGCGACGACGUCGAGAUGACCAACCCCUUCACGAACGACCUCGUCUCGCGCGUCACCAUCGACGAGCCGAAGCUCUACGGGAAGGGCGAGAAGCGGAUCGCGCUGAUCGACUGCGGCGCGAAGCUCAACAUCCUGCGGUCCCUGCUCUCGCGGGACGUCGAGGUCCUCCGCGUCCCGGCGGACUACGACCUGGCGGAGGAGACGAUCGACGGCGUCGUGAUCUCCAACGGCCCGGGCGACCCGGAGAUGGUCGAGGGCGCCGUGCCGGUGAUCCGGAAGCUCAUCGACAAGCAGACGCCCAUCUUCGGCAUCUGCAUGGGGCACCAGCUCCUCGCGCGGGCGAUCGGGAUGAGCACGUACAAGCUCAAGUACGGCCACCGCGGGCAGAACCAGCCCGUGAACGAGUGCGGCACGAACCGCUGCCUUGUCACCAGCCAGAACCACGGCUUCGCGGUGGACGACAACGACCUGCCGCAGGACUGGCGGGCGUGGUUCCGCAACCUGAACGAUCACACGAACGAGGGGCUGCGCCACAACUGGGCGCCGUUCCGCAGCGUGCAGUUCCACCCCGAGGCGACGCCCGGCCCGGUGGUGCUCAUCCUGGGGUCGUCGGCGCUGAAGAUCGGCGAGGCGGGCGAGUUCGAUUACUCGGGCUCCCAGGCGAUCAAGGCGCUGAAGGAAGAGGGGAUCAAGACGGUCCUCAUCAACCCGAACAUCGCGACGAUCCAGACGUCCGAGACGCUGGCGGACGAGGUGUACUUCCUGCCGAUCACGCCGGAAUUCGUCGAGAAGAUCAUCAAGAAGGAGAAGCCGGACGGCCUGCUCCUGAGCUUCGGCGGGCAGACGGCGCUGAACUGCGGGCUCAAGCUCGACGAGAUGGGCGUGCUCGCGAAGCACAAGGUCGCGGUGCUCGGGACACAGAUCAAGACGAUCCGCGACACGGAAGACCGCGAGCUGUUCCGCAACCGCCUCGACGAGAUCGGCUGCAAGUCGCCCGUCUCCAAGGCGGUGGGCACGGUGGACGGCGCGCUCGCGUUCGCGGAGGAGCUGGGCUACCCGGUGAUGUGCCGCAUCGCGUUCGCGCUGGGCGGGCUGGGCUCGGGCGUCUGCAAGGACGAAGCGGAGCUCCGCGAUCUGGCGGGCCGGGCGCUGUCGUACACGAACCAGAUCCUCAUCGAGGAGUGCCUCACGGGGUGGAAGGAAAUCGAGUACGAGGUCGUCCGCGACAAGUACGACAACUGCAUCACCGUGUGCAACAUGGAGAACCUCGACCCGCUUGGCGUGCACACCGGCGAGUCGAUCGUCGUCGCGCCGUCGCAGACGCUCACCAACUCCGAGUACCACAAGCUCCGCGAGAUCGCGGUGCAGGUGAUCCGGCACUUGGGGAUCGUCGGCGAGUGCAACAUCCAGUACGCGCUGGACCCGGUCUCCGAGGACUACCGCAUCAUCGAGGUGAACGCCCGCCUCUCGCGUUCCUCCGCCCUCGCGUCCAAGGCGACGGGCUACCCGCUCGCGUUCGUCGCGGCCAAGCUCUCGCUCGGGCACGGGCUCCACCAGCUCCCGAACUCGAUCACGAAGGUCACCAGCGCGUUCUUCGAGCCGGCGCUGGACUACUGCGUGGUGAAGAUCCCGCGGUGGGACCUCAAGAAGUUCCGGCGCGUCAAGGCGCGCCUGGGCAGCGCGAUGAAGUCCGUCGGCGAGGUGAUGUCCAUCGGGCGGACCUUCGAGGAGGCGAUCCAGAAGGCGUUGCGCAUGCUCGAUACGGGCGCCCGCGGGCUCGUCGCGAACGACGGCUUCGAGUUCGACGACCUGGACAAGUCCAUCAGCGUCCCGACCGAGAACCGCCUCUUCGCGAUCGUCCGCGCGUUCCGCACCGGCUACACCGUCGAGCGGAUCCACGAGCUGUCGCGCAUCGACCCGUGGUUCCUCUCCAAGAUCAAGCGCGUCGUCGACCACGCCCGCCAGCUCGAGAAGGCGUCCAAGCCGCUCAGCGCCGAGCUGCUCACCGAGGCGAAGAAGCUCGGCUUCGUGGACAAGCAGAUCGCCAUCCUGACCGACCAGGACGAGCAGGCGGUCUACCUCCAGCGCGAGUCGCUCGGGCUCCACCCGUACGUCAAGCAGAUCGACACCCUCGCCGGCGAGUUCCCCGCCCAGACGAACUACCUCUACCUCACCUACAACGGCGUCGAGGACGACGUGGAGUUCCCCCUCGAGAACGCCGUCGUGCUGCUCGGCUCGGGCGUGUACCGCAUCGGGUGCUCCGUCGAGUUCGACUGGUGCUGCGUGAACGCGGGGCAGACCCUGCGCGAGCUGGGCUACCAGACGGUGAUGGUGAACUACAACCCCGAGACCGUCAGCACCGACUACGACGAGUUCGACCAGCUCUUCUUCGACGAGAUCAGCUUCGAGACCGUCCGCGAGAUCGCGCGGAAGGUCCAGCCCAAGGGCGUGUUCAUCAGCGCGGGCGGGCAGAUCGCGAACAACAUCGCGAUGAAGCUGCACAAGGCGGGGAUCAACAUCCUGGGCACGUCGCCCGAAUCCAUCGACAACGCCGAGAACCGCAACGCCUUCUCCGCGCUGCUCGACGAGCUGGGCGUGGACCAGCCGGCGUGGAGCGAGCUCUCGACCAUCGACGAAGCCCAGGGCUUCGCGAACCAGGUCGGCUACCCGGUGCUCAUCCGGCCGUCGUACGUCCUCUCCGGCGCGGCGAUGGCGGUGGCCUCCAACGACGAGCAGCUCUCCGGCUACCUCAAGGCCGCGGCGAAGGUCUCGCCGGAGCACCCGAUCGUCAUCAGCAAGUACCUCGCGAACGCGAAGGAGAUCGAGUUCGACGCGGUCGCCAAGGACGGGCAGAUCAUCGUCUACGCGAUCUCCGAGCACGUCGAGAACGCUGGCGUGCACUCGGGCGACGCGACGCUCGUCUUCCCGCCCCAGCGGACCUACCUCGAGACGAUCCGCCGCAUCCGCAAGAUCUCCAAGCGGAUCGCCGAGCGGCUUCGCAUCAACGGGCCGUUCAACAUCCAGUACAUCGCGAAGGACAACGCGGUGAUGGUGAUCGAGUGCAACCUCCGCGCGUCGCGCUCGUUCCCCUUCGUCUCGAAGAUCCUGAAGCAGAACUUCAUCGACAUCGCGACGCGCGUGACGAUGGGCGAGGACGCGCCGGUCAUCGACAAGAGCGUCUUCGAGCUCAACCACGUCGGCGUCAAGGCCCCGCAGUUCUCUUUCACCCGCCUCGAGGGCGCCGACCCCACGCUCGGCGUCGAGAUGGCUUCCACGGGCGAGGUCGGGUGCAUCGGCAACGACUUCGACGAGGCCUUUCUCAAGGCGCUCAUCUCCGUCGGCUUCAAGGUGCCGGUCAAGACCGUCCUGCUCUCGGUGGGCAACAUCAAGGACAAGGCGGAGAUGCUCACGCCCAUCAAGCUCAUCGAGAAGCUGGGCGUGAAGCUCUACGCGACGGAGGGCACGGCCGUCUUCCUCGCCGAGCACGGCGUGGCGGUCACACCGGUGAACUGGCCCAUGGACGGCGAGGCCCCCACCGCCGUCGACCACCUCAAGGCGGGCGAGAUCGACCUGGUCAUCAACAUCCCCAGGUCCGACAAGCAGGACGAGCUGACCAACGGCUACAUGAUCCGGCGUGCCGCGGCGGACUACGACGUCCCGCUCAUCACGAACCGGCAGAUCGCGGCGCGUCUCUGCGAAGCGCUGAGCCGGACGGACGUCUCGGAACUCGAGAUCAAGCCCUGGUCCGCGUACGAGACGACCACGCUCUGA
Messenger RNA from Symbiodinium necroappetens, 5580 nucleotides. Lineage: Eukaryota; Dinophyceae; Suessiales; Symbiodiniaceae. The record is from the annotation of a GenBank genome assembly.